GUGCGUACGCCAGUUUUAUAAACCUGACCCCUGAACUUUUCUCUUUUUGUCCUUCAGUCCCUCAACAGGAAUUGGGCCACGAGGCACUGAUCCUCAAGGACCAGCAGCUCUACAAGCAGGAGAGGAACUACAGCCUGAACCAGGAGGAACCAGAACUUCCACAGAUCAAAGUAGAGGAUGAUGGGCUCUGCACCAAUCAGGAUGAAGAUCAGCUCCACCUGAAGCAGGAGACUGAUCCGGUUCUGGUGACUGUUUUAUAUGAAGAAAGUGAACCAGAACCAGACAAAGAGCAGCUCAUCUCUCAGAGUUCUGCUGGACCUGAGGACCAGGACCAGGAUUCAGGGUCAGAUGAGAAGAUGGAUCACACAGAGGGUCAUCAUGACCUCCAACAGGAACCGGUCCACAAGACAUGGAUUCUCAAGGACCAGCAGCUCUACGAGCAGGUGAGGAACUCCAGUCUGGACCAGGAUGGACCAGAACCUCCACACUUUGAGGACCAAGUUGGACCAGAACCUCCACAGUUUGAGGACCAAGAUGGACCAGAACCUCCACAGUUUGAGGACCAAGAUGGACCAGAACCUCCACACUUUGAGGACCAGGAGGAACCAGAACCUCCACAGAUCAAAGUAGAGGAUGAGGAGCUCUGCACCAAUCAGGAUGAAGAUCAGCUCCACCUGAAGCAGGAGACUGAUCCGGUUCUGGUGACUGUUUCAUAUGAAGAAAGUGAACCAGAACCAGACAAGGAGCAGCUCGUCUCUGAGGAUCAGGAUUCAGGGUCAAACGAGAAGACGGGUCACACUUCAGCCACGUCUGACAGGUUGUUUUCUUGUGAAAUCUGCGGGGAAACCUUUUUAGAGAAAUCACUACAAUCCCGUCACGUCAAGGUCCACAAAGUCUGGAACCAGAACUUUGACCAGCUGCUGUAUUGUUGUCCCACCUGUGGGAAAAAGUUCUCUGCUUAUAACCAGUUAGUCAUCCAUAUGAGGAUCCACACAGGUGAGAAACCAUUUUCUUGUAAAACCUGUGGAAAAAGUUUUAAUCACAAACCACAUCUGAAACGUCACAUGAGGAUCCACACAGGCGAGAAGCCUUUUUCCUGCCAAAUCUGUGGGAAAAGUUUUAUUCAAACCUCUGCUCUGGUUAGUCACAUGAGAAAGCACACAGGUGAAAAGCCAUUUUCUUGCAAAUUCUGUGAAAAAACAUUUUCUACCGUUGCGGGCUGCAAACAGCACGUAAUGAUUCACACAGGGGAGAAGCCAUUUUCUUGUAAAACUUGUGGAAAACGUUUUAACCAACGUUCAAGCGUGAAAAGCCACAUGAAAGUGCACACGGGCUUUCACUAUCUGAGAGAGUAUAUCGGUGAAAGGCUGACAGCUGCUGCUGCAGAAAUCUUCUCCGAGUUUGAAAAAACCAUCCUGCGGUACGAAGAGGAGAUCGACCGUCAGCGCAGACUGCUGGAUCUCUGCUGGAAACCUGAACUGAAGCUGCACAGAGUCGAACAGGAUCCGGUCCACGAGACACCGUUUCUCACAGACCAGCAGGAGGAGCUGUUAGAACAGCCUCCGUGGAUCAAAGAGGAGCAGGACGAAGCAGAACCUGUGGAGAUCAAAGCUGAGGAGGAGGAGCUCUGCACCGGAGAGGAGGAAUAUCACCUGGUGACCACUGUACCUGAGGACUACAGUGAACCAGAACCAGACAGGGACCAGCUCACCUGUCAGAGUCCUGCUGGACCCAGGGACCAGGACCAGGAUUCGGGGUCAAAUGAAAACGAGGAUCAGUCACCAAAGAAGACGGAGCGCACAGCCUGUUAUCACGCUGAGCGGCAGCUGUGUAACUUAUCACUUAUCGUUGUGGAAGGUGACGGCGCUUUCAUCCGGCCCCGGGAGGAAGGGUCUACGGCGGCGGCUCAGGACCAGAGUCGGGAGUCCCGGAACCCCUGGUCCCACCUGAAGGACUACUUCGUCUUCACGUCCCGGGARGAGAGCAACGCCCGGGUCCUGUGCUUCCGCUGCGUCAUGUGUCGCCCCAAGGACAUCACCAUCAAGGGCCAGGUGAACAGCUUCUACAACCUGAAGUCUCACGUCCGGAGGAAGCACCCGGCGCACGCCGCCCAGUUCGAGGAGCGCGUCAAGGCCGGCUCGUCCCGCGGGAAGCACCGCCGCUGCCUCGCCGGCCAGGAGCCGCCGCCGGGCGCCAAGAGGGCGCGCCACCUGGGCGAGGCGUCGGCCCCCAGGGUGGACCCACGCAUCGUGGAGCUGUUCGGAGACGACGCCCUCUCGCUGCACGUCGUGGAGACCCCCAACUUCAUCGGCCUGAUCAAGAUGCUGAACCCCAACGAGACGUCCACGUCCUGCGGCUCCAUCAUGGCCGGACAGAAAGAGCUGCAGGAUUAUCUGACAAGGUAUUUAUUCCAACUCUACGAGUUCAACCUCCAGCAGGAACCGGUCCACAAGCCGGAGCUGGUUCUGACAGACCUGCGGCUCUGCAGCCAGAGGAGGAAGUGCAGCCUGGACCAGAAGGAACCAGAACCUCCACAGAUUGAAGCAGACCAGCAGCAGCUCUGCAGAGGUCAGGAGGCCGAUCCGMUCAUGGCGACGAGGAGCAUCUCUCUGAGUCCUGCUGGACCCGAGGACCAGGACCAGGGUUCAGGGUGGAAUGAACAGACAGAACACACAGACUGUCACCACGGUAACAAGGCUGCAGCACCUGAGAGGCUGUUUUCCUGUAAAAUCUGUGGAGAAACGUUUCUGCAGAACUCACUGCGGAUCCGUCACAUCAAGGUCCACAAAGUGUGGAGCCAGAACUGGGACAAGCUGCUGCACUGCUGUCCCACCUUCUUCGUUCAUUUCAACCUAUUUUUUAAAACGAUGUCUUCAGUUCCGCAUCUUAAAGACUUUAUCAGAGACCGGCUGACAGCUGCUGCUGCAGAAAUCUUCUCCGAGUUUGAAAAAACCAUCCUGCGGUACGAAGAGGAGAUCGACCGUCAGCGCAGACUGCUGGAUGUCAGCUGCUGGAGACCCGAACUGAAGCUGCACAGAGUCGACCUCCAACAGGAACCGGUCCACAAGACUGGGAUUCUCAAGGACCAGCAGCUCUGCAAGCAGGACUGGAUCUCCAGCCUGGACCCGGAGGGACCAGAACCUCCACAGUUCGAGUACCGGGAGGAACCAGAACCUCCACGCAUCAAAGAAGAAGAGCUGGAGCUCUGCACCAAUCAGGAGCAAGCUCAGCUCCACCUGAAGCAGGAGGCUGAUCUGUUCAUGGUGACCGUUUUAAAUGAAAGUGAACCAGAACCAAAGGAGCAGCUCGUCUCUCAGAGCUCUGCUGGACCCGAGGACCAGGAUUCAGGAUUGAUUGAAAUCACAGACUGGUCACCGACGAGGAUGGAUCACGCAGAUGAUUCUCACAGGAACCAGGCGGGUCCAUCAGCACCGUCUGAGAAGCUGUUUUCUUGUAAAAUCUGCAGAGAAACGUUUUUGGAAAACUCCCUUCUGCUGCGUCACAUUAAGGUCCACAAAGUCUGGAACCAGAACUCGGACAAACUGCUGUACUGUUGUCCCACCUGUGGGAAGCACUUCUCCUCCUCCAGUAAGUUAGUCACUCAUGUCAGGAUCCACACCGGAGAGAAGCCGUACUCCUGUGGCGUCUGUGGAAAAACCUUCAACUAUAACUACACUUUGAAGUCUCACAUGAGGAUCCACACGGGGGAGAAGUCCUACUCCUGUCGGGUUUGCGGGGCCAUGUUCAGCACUAAAGGAAGCUGCACUGUCCACCUGAGGCGGCACACCGGCGAGAAGCCUUUCUCCUGCAACUUCUGCGGGAAAACCUUCACGAUCAACGGGGACUGCAAACGACACAUGAUGAUCCACACCGGGGAGAAGCCGUUCUUCUGCAAGAUCUGCGGGAAAACCUUCAAUCGGACCUCACAUUUGAACCGUCACAUGAAAUCUCACACGGGCGGAGAAACCUUUCAGCAAAUGAUCUAGGAGAAAYUUUCAGGAUGUGGAGGAAAAGUUAUAAAAAAGCCUUAAAGCUUCGAGUCCUGUUGCGCCAAAAUUGCACUUCCUGUUUCUGGAACACUUGUAAACACAGAAACAUCCAAAAAUUGUGCCUAAAAACUCAUAAAAAUAACAUUUCUUCAAUCAAACAUUUAACAAAUCAAAAAGUAAAUGAGUUGCACUAAAAGGCGUAAACAUUUAAUUUAACAAACUUAAAUCGGAGUAGGAGGCCGGUUGUCACACACAAAAGCUAAAACAGGAAGUGUGUGUGUGAGGGGAGGUUUGGUGGGUUUUUUAGAACUUAUGACCUAAAAAUAAAAGUUUUACCCAGCAGAUGAAGCGUAUGAGCUCAGUUAUAGGCUGUAAAUAUAAAAUAAUGUAAAUAUGUUGUGAAACUUUUUAUACGUUUUUGUCCAYUGUGAGUUGAAAUGAUGCUCCAACGUGUUUCAGUCUCAUUUUCUGUAAAGUAGCAUCUGCUGCGCUGCUCACAGUUCUCAUAAAARCUCUUAAAUGUUGGCUUUUUAAAAAAUAUUCUUGUUACGACCUGGAUGGCUGAGAGUUUAAACAUUUGUAAAUCUGUUCUGUUUCUGCGUUUUAAGUCUUUCUGUGCUUGAAUGAACAUAAACUCUGCAGGUGCUGUAUGUGUCACYACACAGAUCUGUAUUUAAAUUAGCUGAUUUUAAAUUUAUUUAUCGUCUUUGUAAAGAUGGUCAAACCGUCAUUUCAUUAUAAUAUUCUGCUUUUAUAUUAUUGUGUCCUAAAAUUUCUAAAUGUUGCAAUAAAGUACUUUAAUGAAUAA
Messenger RNA from Austrofundulus limnaeus, 4797 nucleotides. RefSeq lists its product as uncharacterized. The record is from RefSeq and is a predicted model, not a curated record. Lineage: Eukaryota; Metazoa; Chordata; Actinopteri; Cyprinodontiformes; Rivulidae. The transcript is spliced from 8 exons. Bases 357 to 3986 code for a protein of 1209 amino acids.